Stylophora pistillata is the source of this 753-nucleotide messenger RNA. RefSeq lists its product as uncharacterized. Lineage: Eukaryota; Metazoa; Cnidaria; Anthozoa; Scleractinia; Pocilloporidae. The record is from RefSeq and is a predicted model, not a curated record.
AUGGGAUGGUGUGCAACAUGUGAAACUGCCAGCAGACAGUCAAAAAAGCCUCGCAUACACGACUGCAGGCUCAACUGGGAAAGCUUGUCAAAAACUAUGGAAGCUGAUGUUUGUGUUGAUCUAGUCAAAAGUGUGUUGAAAAUGCAGAAAAGAAAAUACUUUAAGAUAAUGACUAAGUGUAGUUUGAAUGCCCUCACAUUUUAUGGCACAAAAUUUUAUUUUUGUGGUUUUACUCUGCUGAACAUUUGUGGAGAAAAAAAUGCAGCUGUAUCUGUUCUUGUUCGGGAUGAUGAUUCGUCCACCAUAGGCAAAGUGAGGAAAAAUGUUGAGCAUGAGGUUGAAAAAUGGUCAGACGUAGUCCAUGCUAAAAGAUCCUUUGGUAGCUCACUAUACAACAUCAAGAUCCAAAACAAAAGCCUGACAGAUAUGGCUAUACAGUAUUUCCAGCGAUGCUUUGGUUACGCACUAAAGCAGAAUAAGGAGCUCGAGGAUGAAGAAGGCGUACGAAAUGGUCUGAAUUCUAUUGUGCCCCAUGCUUAUGGUGACCAUUCUUCCUGUGGCAACUGGUGUGGCUACUUAAAAAAUCCUGCAUCCUACAAACACAGAGGCCUUCCCCACGGCAAGGAUCUGAUGGACAAAAGCUUGAGGCAGUCCCUGGAAAAGAUCAUAGAAGUAAGUGCAGUGUACAUGUACGGAGGUUUCAGACCGAUGCGUUCUACUUUAACUGCCUUGCUUGAAGCUACGAACGACUAG